Messenger RNA from Actinia tenebrosa (Australian red waratah sea anemone), 820 nucleotides. RefSeq names its product nematocyst expressed protein 6. Gene Ontology annotation, molecular function: metalloendopeptidase activity; zinc ion binding. NCBI's taxonomy places the organism in Eukaryota, Metazoa, Cnidaria, Anthozoa, Actiniaria, Actiniidae. Gene Ontology annotation, biological process: proteolysis. The record is from RefSeq and is a predicted model, not a curated record.
CACACCAUUGACAGGUUGAUUCAUUUAGAGUCACUGCUUUCGUCAAUAGCAUACUGUUCCAACAUGAUAAGGGAGAUAGUUUUACUCGCUGUCUGCGUUCUAGUUUCUACGUCAAAUGGCGACGCAAGUGAAGAGAAGCACCUCGUCCGACGUGCCGCCAUGAAAGCUCCAUGGACCUGGCCUAACGCUAUUGUUUACUACAAGUUUAGCCGCAACCUUGAUAAUGAUGGCAGAAACCGAUUGAACCAGGCUAUGGCAAGGAUUGAAAGAAAGACAUGCAUUCGAUUCAGGAGACGCAGAAAUGAACCCAACUACAUCUUGAUGCAGUACGACUUCAAGAAGGGAGGAUGCAAAGCAAAUGUUGGAUUUGUUGGCGGACAACAAAAUGUUUACAUCGCUAAUCCAGAAGUUUUCAGGACAACAGGCUACUGCGGUGUUCCGUCAAUCGUCCAUGAACUCGGACACGCCCUCGGAUUUUUCCAUGAACAAUCCCGCCCUGAUCGGGACAACUAUGUCCGCAUACACUUAAAGAACCUCGCACCCCAAUACAAAUGGGCAGCUGGUAACUUCGAUAAAACAGACAGGAGGUGGGUAGAUGACCGCGGAAUCGGGUACGACUAUGGUUCCUUGAUGCAUUAUGGCAAAUACGCCUUUGCUAGCCGUGGGAAAGUCGUUGUCGAGCCCCUGGAUCCUAAAGCACACAUUGGACAGCGAAAGGGACUCAGCAGGAAAGAUAUCAAUCAACUGAAAGUCAUGUACAACUGCCGUUGAAAUAAACUAUAAUCAGUAAAAAUAAAAUGAAAUAAAAUAGAAAUAUGAA